Messenger RNA from Humulus lupulus (European hop), 1260 nucleotides. RefSeq lists its product as uncharacterized. Bases 1 to 1260 code for a protein of 419 amino acids. The record is from RefSeq and is a predicted model, not a curated record. NCBI's taxonomy places the organism in Eukaryota, Viridiplantae, Streptophyta, Magnoliopsida, Rosales, Cannabaceae. The transcript has a single exon.
AUGAACCAGCAAGAGGACAGUGAACUUGCUCCUAUUGACCCCGAGAUCGAACGUACUUUCAGAAAAAGGAGAAAGGCACAAAAGGCUAACAGCCAUUGCAACAUGGCUGAAAAUGUUGGAGAAGAAGAAGAGGGUGCGCAGAACAUGACUAAUCCUAUUGUCUUGGCGGAUGAUAGAGCCAGGGCAAUAAGAGAAUAUGUUGCCCCUAUGUUCAACGAGCUCAAUCCGGGCAUUGUGAGGCCCGAAAUUCAAGCACCUCAGUUUGAGCUCAAACCUGUCAUGUUCCAAAUGCUCCAAACAAUUGGUCAAUUUAGCGGGAUGCCAACGGAGGACCCUCUUCUCCACCUUCGUUCAUUUUUGGAGGUGAGCGAUUCCUUUAAGCUUCAAGGAGUGAGUGAAGAAGCAUUAAGGCUGAAUCUAUUUCCGUUCUCUUUAAGGGACCGAGCUAGAUCAUGGCUCAACACCCUUCCUCCUGAUUCCGUCACAACUUGGAAUGACUUGGCUGAGAAAUUUCUAAGAAAGUACUUCCCUCCCACCAGAAAUGCAAAGUUUAGAAGUGAAAUCAUGUCGUUUCAACAGCUGGAAGAUGAGUCCACUAGUGACGCGUGGGAAAGAUUCAAAGAGUUUUUAAGAAAAUGUCUGCACCACGGUAUCCCACAUUGUAUACAAAUGGAGACAUUCUACAAUGGUCUCAAUGCAGCCUCUCGAAUGGUUUUGGACGCUUCAGCCAAUGGAGCCAUUCUUUCCAAGUCUUACAACGAAGCAUUUGAGAUUUUGGAAAGGAUUGCAAGUAAUAACUAUCAAUGGUCAAACACUAGAGCUCCUACAAGUAGAAAGGUGGCGGGAGUUCUUGAAGUAGAUGCAUUAACGGCUCUAACAGCUCAAAUGGCAUCAAUGACCAACAUCUUGAAGAAUAUGAGUUUGGGAGGAAAUAUUCAGCCAGUUGCUGCCAUUCAAAGUGCAGAAGUAUCGUGUGUGUAUUGUGGGGACGGGCACACUUUUGAGAAUUGCCCUUCAAAUCCAGCCUCGGUUUGCUAUGUGGGUAAUCAGAAUUUCAACCGCAACAACAACCCAUAUUCUAGCACUUACAAUCCAGCGUGGAAGAAUCAUCCUAAUCUGUCAUGGGGGGGGGGGGUCAAGGAGCAAGUUCAAGCACAGCACCAGCACAAGGAAGACAAGCAUAUCCACCAGGUUUUUCACAGCAGCCAAGACCUUCACAACAUGUUCAAAACUCCCAGCCGAACUCUUUGGAGAAUCUAA